AUGGUGAUUGCCGGUUCGUCUCAGCCAUCGCCAGAGCGCGUUGCCGCCUGGUCGGCUGUGGCCGCGAAGCCUCCGUCGGGGCCCGAAAGGGCGACCAUGGCGACGAAGCCCCCUGUACCGCCGGCUCCGAAGCCCGUGACAACAGACGCUGAAAAGACUCUUCCCCACGCACCCGCGGAUCCCCUUGCCGUGCCAGAUGCGGGCCCGUCUGCCCCUGUUGCUGUUCCGUCCGUUCCGGCUGCUGCUCCUGGUCCCCUGGCUCUCCUUGCCGAGCCGCCGGCGUCUGCUCUUGCUGGGGCCGAUGCUGAUCCCCCUGUUCCUGUCCCUGGCGCCCCCUUUGCACCGCACGCUUCUGCCCCCGACGUGCCUGCUCCGGCUUCUGCUUCGUCACCGAAGGCGGCGUCCGCCACCACUGUCGGCCCGGCUCCGUCGGUUGCGCCCUCAGCGGCGGGUCAAUCCGCGCCUGCGGUGACGCCGGUGGCCCCGGCAGGUCAGCCGUCACCUGACCGCUGCCUGUCUCGCCCCCAUUCCCCCGCGGCCCACCAGGAGCGCAAGUCGUCUCGUCGCCGUCGUGAUUCUCCACGGCGUUACCAGCAGCAGUCUCACUGGCCUGCUCACCCCGGUGGUCAGGGGGACUGGAGGGGUCCCCGCGGGCGCGGUGGCGGUGGGGGUUACCGCCGGCCCGUGACGAUGGCAGAUCUUCAGCGGGAAGUGUCGAUGGCGUCCGCCGCCUGUCGCUGCACCCCUCCCUCAGGUGCACAUCCCAACGGCUCCUGCUCCGCGUCGGCGCCCACCCCUGGAGCGCGUCUUCGCUUGCCGCCGGUUCCGCCUGUUGCGGGGGUGGAAUUUGUGGCCGCUGGUGGCGGCGCGUUGGCGGCGCAGUAUUCUCAUCCCGCUGAUGAAGAUCAGCAGCUCCUGUUCCUAGCGGAGGCGCUUCAGCCUCCGCAGACUCGCGCUCCGGAGGCGACGCUCGGCCAACUCCAUCGCCUCGCUGAGAGUCUUCACGCGCUGCUGCUGAUUCAGGUGGUUGCUCAUUCGUCUCUCCCCGUAAUCCCUCCUGAGACCUUCCGUGGCCGCCAGCGUGACACUUGCCUGGACGCGGCAGACCAGCUCGCAGUGCUCCUGGCGCCCGUGCUGGCUGCGCCCGCGGAGGGUGGCGCUGCUGCUGCGGGGCAGCUUGACGAGGCUGUCCGGGGCUUGAGGCGGCACUUGCGUGCAGGAUCUGGAGCCGCGGCGAUCGGAGCAAGCACGCUUGUGGUCCGGGAGCUGUGGCGCUCCCUGAAGGGCGUUCUUCACGCCCUUGGAGCUCACCGCAUGUAG
Closterium sp. Naga37s-1 is the source of this 1320-nucleotide messenger RNA. The record is from the annotation of a GenBank genome assembly. NCBI's taxonomy places the organism in Eukaryota, Viridiplantae, Streptophyta, Zygnematophyceae, Desmidiales, Closteriaceae.